CAUUGAAUUUUAUUUAUUAGGACUUAAGAACUAGUUUUAAAAUUUUAUAGUUAGUUGUGUAAGACGUAAAUAAAAUAUAGAGUUUGAUUUGAAUUUUGAAGUUAGUUGUUUUUGUUAAGCUUAUCUUUUUUUUUCCUGAUAUGCGGUGGAAGUACUUAGCCGAUUUAGAUAAAUCGGGUCUUUAUUACUUGGGUUUGGUUUAACAGUCUCUCAAACAUGACAUCAAAGGAUUCUUAGUUCUUCUCUCCAGUCACAGCAUCUCAUCUUCGAUUUAUCGAGCUUGUCUCUCAAUCUACUGAAGUGAAGAAGUUUAAGAGGUGUGUGGCGUUCUGGAGUUUUUUUAGUUUGGCAACUUGUUUAGAUGGAGAAGUGUCUCAAGCCCUUGUUUGGAUUCUAUCUGAUGUGGUUUUGGGGCUGUUGAUUUUCUUUUGUGUCGUCUGGUUUCUGCUGUGUGUGAUUUCUGGUUUUUCGGAAUUUUUGGUAAAGAGUUUUGGAGCUUUUGCUCAAUUACAUGGGGUUUGGAGUAGUUGAUUGCCAAACUUGUAUGUGUCUUCACUGGCACAUGGCUUCUUGUGUCGAAGAAGUGAGGCAAACCGACAAAGUAUGAACAGUAUUAUUAUGAAGAGACAUUUUCACACGCGAUUUGGCGGCCUGUGUGAAGCUGGCUAAGAGCCUGCUGCCUAUCUAAGACGCGUCACAGCGUCGGCCGUUCAUGUAUUGAGCCACCUUUAUCACUUAAUAUUUUGAUAUUAAGCGUUGAUUGACCAUUAGAUGAAAAUUAACGACUAAUCUCCAUUCAGAGGGUCAGCUCAAAACUAGGACAACAACGACAUUUUAGGUAUACUUUAUUAAUUCUCGUAUGGUCAAUUCAAUUCGCUACAACUUGCUUCAGCCAUUACUGCCACCAUAUUAACUCGCUGGACCAAUUAUGAUAUGUCUAUCUAGUAAACACACCAAAAACAAUCCACUUCCAUCAAUAUCUUUUGUGAUUGCCAAUAAUUGUAAACUUGUAGUAAUUGGUUGAUAAUAGUGGGUACUUUUUGUCUGGUGAUAUCUAAUUUUCUUAGCGACGAGAUCUUUAAAGUUAUUGAACAUCAAUAUGUUUUUGACUCUAUUUUCUAAAAUGAAGACUUUAUAUGGAGGCCGUGUUCAGUUUAGACACACUGUAUUAAAACAAUAUCCAGUGUUUGGUGUCCUAUUAGGACAACAUCCAUCCUUUUCAGUUAGUUCAUUAUUGACCUGUUGGAAAUUUUAGAACCAACGGUAUCGCAAAAAUUCAAAUUUUAUCCUUAUUUUUUUAAAGCACAAAAUCACCUAUAAAUCUACAUUCCUUCUUCAGAAUAUUCAUUUCCUUUUCAUUCUCCACUUCCAAAAACAAAUCAACAACCUUUCAGAUAUCCAUUGAAAUUUUUAUUCCACAAGAACAUUCAUACUCUCUAGGUUAGGUUAUUCCACGAGGAGAAACUUAGCUGUGCAAUUCGCUUCUACACAAUGCUUUCACUAGUGAUAUUUGCUGAGUUACUUAGCGAGUACACCACUGCUCUCGCCAAAAUCGCCGCCGGUAUUGUUAUUCCUCGGCGUUCUGAUGAUGAGCAUAGAGAUAUUCGCAUAGGCUGUCUCUCCUUUCCUCUUCCUUCCUCGUCACCUGUUCCGGACUUCUCCACACAUCUCGUUGAUUUUUGAGUUUUAAUUCGUUUAAGAUUGUAGCAGUCACGUUUUAGAGAUUUUUGUUUCGUGUCACAACUCUGUUAUUCUUCUAUCUUGCAUAACUUGUAAUCUCUAAUCUCUUCAUGAGCAAAAAAAAAAAGAGUUUCUUCUGUGCAUA
Molecule: messenger RNA, 1825 nt
Organism: Raphanus sativus (radish)
Lineage: Eukaryota; Viridiplantae; Streptophyta; Magnoliopsida; Brassicales; Brassicaceae
Exons: 3
Coding region: 1492-1683 (63 amino acids)
Source: RefSeq, a predicted model, not a curated record